UACUUGAAAUAAGUUAUGAUGCUUUGGAAGAAUAUCAUCAGGAAAUUUUUCUAGACAUUUCCUGUUGCUUUAAAGGUGACACAUUGGAAUAUGUCACAAGGGCCCUAUCGGCCCGUGGUAGAUGCCCAAAAUAUGCUAUUCAGGUGUUGAUCGAUAAAUGUCUCAUAAAGAUUGAUUCAGGUUUUGUGACAAUGCAUGACUUGAUUCAAGGAAUGGGCAAGGAAAUUGUCCGGCGGCAGUCACCAAAGGAGCCUGAAAAACGGUCUAGGUUGUGGUUCAAUGAAGACAUUAUUUCCAUUUUAGAAGAGAACAAAGGAACUGAGAAGAUUGAAGCCAUAAAUCUGGACAUGCUUGGAGAUAAAGAGGUUAAAUGGGAUGGAAUGGCAUUUAAAAAGAUGUCAAACCUUAUGAUGCUUAUUAUUAGAAAUGCACGAUUUUCCACAAGUCCCAAGUAUCUCCCAAGUAGUUUAAAAGUGCUAGACUGGAAGGGAUAUCCUUAUUCACAUCUACCAUGUCAUUUCAACCCAAAGCAACUAGUUAUAUUGAGGAUGCCGGAAAGUUGUUUCAUGCUGACUGAAUCCCUGAAGAUGUUCCAGUCUCUAUGUGUCAUGGAUUUCAGAGGCUGCCAACGUGUAAAAAGAAUUCCUGACUUGUCUGAAGUCCCAAAUUUGAAUGAAUUAUGGCUGGAAGGCUGCAAAGAUUUAAUUAGUGUUCAUCCUUCAGUUGGUUUUCUUGGUAAACUUAAAAGGCUAAGUGUUAAGAACUGCAGGAAGCUCAGGACCUUUCCGAGCAUCUGGUUAAGGUCUCUUGAACAUUUUGACCUCUCAGAGUGCGAGAGCCUUCAGAAAUUUCCAGAAAUAUUAGGAACAAUGGAAAAUUUAAGAGAGAUUAAUUUAAACUAUAGUGGCAUAGAAGAACUGCCAUUGUCAUUCAAAAACCUUGCUGGGUUGCAAAAAUUAGAACUUACAAGGUGCUUGAGGCUUCAGGAAGUUAGAGGGAUUUCUCCAAACAUCAAAGAAUUGGAGUUAGUUAAUGUAAACUGGUACUCACAUUUAAGCUCAGAGUCUCGGAAAAUAUUACUCAAUCAGGCAUUGCAUGAGAUUGAUGGCUUGAAAAUUACAAUAGAAGAAGACAGGACACCGGAAUGGCUUGACCACUGCACUGAGGGAGAUUCAGUGUCUUUUUGGAUCCGAAAGCAAUUCCCAAACAUGGCUGUGUUUUGCUGCAUCAAUUGCGGACCCAUAUCACGACCAGCUUGAGCUGCAUAUUAAUGUCUGGAUCAAUGGAGUAGAUAUUGGCUUUCCAUACCAUGAAGCAAUUCAUGCAUCAAUUACAUCACAACAUAUCUUUCUGUUUGAUUUGCAGCACCUAAUUCCUGAGGAGAAACUCAAUGGUGUAAUUUUAGACCGUGAAUGGAACCAUGUGGAGUUGUACUGCUACUUGGAUUUCCUAAACUACUAUGCAGAUGAUUGGGAUAGCAGGCGUGGAAUAUCCUCACCAAAAUGGAGUGGAAUAUAUGUGUACAGGAAGAAAUCCAGUGAGGAAGACAUUCGAUUCACAAGUCCUGAUGAGGAUCCUAUCUUUCACUUUCCUCGAUCGGAAGGAUCUUCUUCAAAUCCCCUCUUUGGCUGAGUCAAGAAAGUUAAUACCAUGAAAUUAGGUAUUUCCCUUCUAUCUGAAACAUGAAAGAAUAUAUAGAUGAGAUGAAAAAUGUUACUUUGCUGUAUAAAAAUGACGAGUUUGUCUGGUAAUUUGUCUGAAGAGUUGCAUUGACCUUUUA
Molecule: messenger RNA, 1780 nt
Organism: Prosopis cineraria
Lineage: Eukaryota; Viridiplantae; Streptophyta; Magnoliopsida; Fabales; Fabaceae
Product: disease resistance protein RUN1-like
Exons: 4
Coding region: 192-1259 (355 amino acids)
Biological process (GO): defense response
Source: RefSeq, a predicted model, not a curated record